AUGGUCGGGAGCAAGUUAGCCCACAAUGAGGAGUGGCUCGACAUCGCCAAGCACCACGCAGUGACGAUGGCAAUUCAAGCGCGCCAGCUGCGCCUCUGGCCCGUCAUUCUGCGCCCCCUUGUACAUUGGCUCGAGCCCCAGGGAGCAAAGCUCCGGGCGCAGGUUCGACGAGCCCGGCAACUUCUCGAUCCCAUUAUCCAGGAGCGACGUGCGGAAAGAGAUGCCUGCCUGGCAAAGGGCAUGGAGCCGCCUCGCUACGUGGACUCGAUCCAGUGGUUCGAGGAUACUGCCAAGGGGAAAUGGUACGAUGCAGCCGGAGCGCAACUGGCCAUGGACUUUGCUGGGAUCUACGGAACCUCCGACCUGCUGAUCGGUGGGUUGGUGGACAUCGUCCGACAUCCCCAUCUCCUUGAGCCCCUCCGUGAUGAGAUCCGGACGGUCAUCGGCCAAGGGGGUUGGACACCCGCCUCGCUGUACAAGCUCAAACUGCUGGAUAGUUGUCUCAAGGAGUCACAGCGAGUCAAGCCCGUCGAAUGUGCCACCAUGCGCAGCUAUGCAUUGCAGGAUGUGACUUUCUCCAAUGGAACCUUCAUCCCAAAAGGAGAGCUGGUGGCGGUAGCUGCCGACCGCAUGGGCAAUCCUGGUGUCUGGCCAGAGCCGGAAGAAUACGAUCCUUACCGGUAUAUGCGCCUGCGAGAGGACCCUGAUAAAGCGUUCAGUGCCCAACUGGAGAACACCAACGGGGACCACAUCGGCUUCGGCUGGCAUCCACGGGCUUGCCCCGGCCGGUUCUUUGCCUCCAAGGAGAUCAAGAUGAUGUUAGCGUACUUGCUCAUCCGAUACGACUGGAAGGUGGUCCCCAACGAACCGUUGCAGUACUACCGCCAUUCUUUCAGCGUGCGCAUCCAUCCCACCACGAAGCUCAUGAUGCGCCGGCGCGACGAGGAUAUCCGCCUUCCUGGUUCACCAUAG
Molecule: messenger RNA, 972 nt
Organism: Monascus purpureus
Lineage: Eukaryota; Fungi; Ascomycota; Eurotiomycetes; Eurotiales; Aspergillaceae
Source: the annotation of a GenBank genome assembly